This is a messenger RNA of Talaromyces marneffei, 1488 nucleotides long. RefSeq lists its product as uncharacterized. Gene Ontology annotation, cellular component: phagophore assembly site. The transcript is spliced from 2 exons. Gene Ontology annotation, biological process: autophagy; cytoplasm to vacuole targeting by the Cvt pathway. Lineage: Eukaryota; Fungi; Ascomycota; Eurotiomycetes; Eurotiales; Trichocomaceae. Bases 1 to 1488 code for a protein of 495 amino acids. The record is from RefSeq and is a predicted model, not a curated record. Gene Ontology annotation, molecular function: phosphatidylinositol binding.
AUGGAAGUGCACGACGACGACUUCGACAGUGUAUCAUGGAGAAACGACCCUAGUAGCGAUAUCUCGCGGCCGACAACCUCAGGCACAGAUGCCGACAACUCCGGCGAGUCGCAUCGAGACACCAAUGGGAAGCGCAGGAUGAGCGUCGCUCAAGACGAGACCCAAGCCGGGCCAUUGGCUGGUGCGGUGGACCUAGCUGGCAUCGGAGAUGGCAUGCUAGAGUGUUCUGUCGAUGCUCCGUUGAAGGAGAAUGAUGGAACCAAGGAUGCAUAUAUCUCGUAUCUUGUCACCACUCAUACAGACUUCAAGACAUUCCAAAAAACAGACUUUACAGUCCGCCGACGAUUCCACGACUUUUUUUUCCUCUACAAAACUCUAUACCGAGAAUAUCCCGCCUGUGCGGUGCCACCACUACCCGACAAACACAAAGUAGAAAGCUACGUUACCGGCGACAGAUUCGGGCCGGACUUUACGCAACGGCGCGCCUGGUCGCUUCAUAGGUUUAUCAAGCGAUUAACGUUACAUCCGGUGUUGCGACGUGCGCCGUUGCUCGCUGUUUUCCUGGAGUCUCCUGACUGGAAUGCGCAUAUGAGGUUGCAUGGAGGUCGCGUUUCAACUAGCACGACGGACUCUUCCGGGGGUAUUUUUGAUAACUUUGCCGAUACGUUUGUCAAUGCAUUUACAAAGGUGCACAAGCCCGAUCGACGAUUCAUUGAAGUACGAGAAAAGGCCGACAAAUUGGAUGAAGACCUCAACCAUGUGGAAAAGAUCGUGGCUCGGGUUGCCCGACGUGAGGCAGACCUCGAAGCAGAUUACGUUGAUUUGGCGACACAGUUCCGCAAAUUGGUUCCCUUAGAACCAGAGGUGGAAAUGCCGUUGCAGGUCUUUGCGGCAUCUGUGGACGAGACUUCGCGUGGGUUGAAGGGACUCAAAGACCAUACGGACCAGAACUACCUUGGCUCGCUCCGAGACAUGGAAGCAUAUAUACUAUCGGUAAAAUCACUCCUCAAAACACGAGAGCAGAAGCAACUUGAUUUCGAGGCGUUGGUCGAAUACCGAAACAAAGCCGUGUCCGACCGCGACUCACUUGUGACCAAUCCUUCCUCAGCCUAUGCCUCGAACCCACUUACUUCAUCACCAGCCUCAUUCAUCCGGUCAAAGAUGGAAGACAUGCGCGGCGUUGAUCACGAGCAAUCCCGACGCGAGCGAAUACGCAAGCUAGAACUCCGCAUCGACGAGUUGACACGAGAAGUUGACUCCGCAAAGACGACAUCAGAAAUGUUCGACGAAGAAGUUGUACGCGAGGUAGCAGACUUUGAGCGCAUCAAAGCCGUCGAGUUUCGAGAUUCGCUCGGCGCUCUGGCGGAGAAUCAUAUUGGGUUUUACCAAGGCGUGAUUAAUACUUGGGAACGAUUCAUAUCGGAAAUGGAUGGUGAGUACGGUGGUGGGGAUGAUCUUGUCAGGGGUCGAAGUGAAGUUGUAUCUUGA